Messenger RNA from Linum trigynum, 3882 nucleotides. The record is from the annotation of a GenBank genome assembly. Lineage: Eukaryota; Viridiplantae; Streptophyta; Magnoliopsida; Malpighiales; Linaceae.
UGGACUGGCAGCUGGUUGUAGUGUACGGUCCGCAGGAGAAACAAGAGAAGUUAGAUUUCUUGAGGGAACUUUAUACGUUUUGGCAACAGCAGUCGAUGCCGGUGUGUAUUGCGGGGGACUUCAAUUUGGUCAGAUGCCACAACGAUUAUGUUGGUUCGAGACGUAACUCAGAGCUGAUGGGGGAGUUCAACUCUUUCAUUGAAGGGAAUGGGCUCGUUGAUCUUCCUCUUGGUGGUUGCAAGUUUACAUGGAGUCAUGGGUCGAAUAGUAGGUUACUCUCGCGGAUUGAUAGAGUGCUGAUCUCUCAGGAGUUCGAUCGGUUGUACCCGGACUGUGUGUUGAUGGCUAUGGAGGGUAUCGAAUCAGAUCAUAACCUCCUUGUACUGAAGUGGGGUGAUAACAAGCAAGUCAAAAGGCCAUGGCGUUUUCAGAAUAUGUGGCUGGAAGACCCAAGAUUUUUCCAAGAACUAGUCAACUGGUUGGGAAAAAACGUUCAGGGGUCAGGAGAUAUCUUCUUAUUUGCAAGAAAGCUGCACUUGAUUAAAGCUAAACUGAAAGUCUGGAAUAAAGAAGUUUUCGGAAAUAUUGAUAAAAGGGUUGAAGAUCUACUAUGUAAAAUCAAGGAGUUGGAUAGGGCCGAAGAGGAUAGAAUUCUGCAGGAUGGGGAAAAAGAAGAAAGAGAUAAGUUGGAACUUGAUCUGAAGAGGGAUAUUUUUCUCCAAGAGAUUUGCUGGAGGCAAAAAUCCAGAGAAGUUUGGGUAAAGUUAGGAGAUAAGAACAAUGGUUAUUUCCAUCAAAUGGCGAACUACAAACGUAAGGUUAACAGGGUGGAGAAGCUUAAGAUUGAGGGGAGGACAGUGGAUGAUUCGGGGGGGGGGGGGGGGGGGGGGGGGGGGGGGCGGUUGCUACCGGGAUUGUUCGGUUCUACCAGAAUCUAUUCAAAGAAGAUAUGGUUUCUCGGCCGUUCCCUUGUUGGGUUUGGGAGCACCAUCUCGAUGACUCGGAUAGAUCUUUGCUUUGCAGAGAGUUUUCGGAGGAGGAGAUUUGGAAGGCGCUUAGGGAUUGCGACGGCAGUAAGGCCCCGGGACCCGACGGAUUUACAUUGGAAUUUGGAAUUCUACAAACGGGGGUGGGGAUGGUUGAAAGGUGAAGUUCUGAAGGUCUUCAAGGAGUUCCAUGAUACAGGUGCCCUCCCAAAGUGCGUCUCUCAUUCUUUCGUUUGCCUGGCUCCAAAGAAAGACGUGGUUGAAGAGAUCAAAGAUCUUCGUCCGAUAAAUCUGAUCGGUAGUGUCAAUAAAUUGAUCAACAAGGUUCUAUCGAAGAGAUUGGGGGUUGUACUUCCAAAGCUUAUUUCAAAACAACAACACUCUUCAGUAAAAGGGAGGCAAAUUGCGGAGGCGGGACUCAUUGCGAAUGAGGUGGUAGAGAGCAGGAGGAAGAGCAGAAAACCUGGUCUCAUGUUCAAGCUCGAUAUCGAAAAAGCUUUCGAUAAUGUUAACUGGGGGUGUCUUUUGAAGAUUAUGGAGUCGAUGGGAUUUCCGGAAUGUUGGAGGAGAUGGGUGAAAGGCUCGAUGUUCGAUUAUAAUGUUUCCAUCCUCGUCAACGGAGAAGCUAACGGUUACUUCCCGGUCUCCAAAGGUCUUCGCCAAGGGGACCCUUUAUCCCCAGGUUUGUUCGUGAUGGUGAUGGAUGUCCUUUCCACGAUGCUGGAUAAAGUGAGAGCUAGUGGGAAGUUCGAAGGUUUCUAUAUGGACGAGGGUAAGAAGUUAGGGGAAGUGACACACCUGCUUUACGCUGACGACACCUUAAUUUUCUGCGAUGCAAAUCAUGACCAGGUGCUGAACAUCCUUGCUACUAUAGUGAUUUUUCAAUCGGUGACUGGUUUGAGGAUUAAUUUGGAUAAGUCCGUCAUGUAUACGGUGGGGGACGUAGCAGAACCGAGUUAUUUUGCAGCCAUUUUCGGGUGUAAGUGGAGUAGUGACGCUCCGAAGUAUCUUGGCUACCCUCUUGGCUCGAAACCGAAUGAUAGAUCGGUUUGGGAUAGAAUAGUUGAAAGAUACCAAAAUAGACUUAGCGGAUGGGGAAGCAGGAACUUGUCGUCUGGGGCGAGGCUAGUUUUAAUUAAUGCGGUCCUCUCUGGUUCUCCAACUUAUCUAUUUUCACUAUUCAAGGCUCCGAAGCCAGUUGUUAAGGAUCUUGAAAGGUACCAAAGAAGAUUUCUUUGGAGCGGGAAGUCGGAGGGUAAUAAGAUGGCCUUGAUGGAAUGGAAGUUAUGUAAGACGCCGGUUAAGAAGGGAGGUCUUGGAAUACAUGAUUUGGAGCUAUUCAAUGACGCCAUGCUCUCAAAAUGGCUAUGGAGAUUCGCAACAGAGAGAGGAAGUUGGUGGCGCGGAUUGAUUAAUUACAAAUAUCCGAAUGAAGUCUCCUGCUGGCAGACCAAGAGGGUAAGAAGUGGUUUCUCCAAGUCUGUUUGGGCUAACAUCAGUAAAGAAUAUGAUCAAUUCUGGAAUUUUGCUGCGAUUGACCCGGGGAACGGUACUCAAGUCUCCUUUUGGCACGACCGUUGGAUCCCUGGGAUUGUGCUGGCUGCUUCGUUUCCUCGCGUCGCCGCUGCUGUCCUUGACCCUGAAGCUCUUCUAUCCGACACUGCGAACAUCCAUGGUGAUUUGGUGAGUUGGAAUCUUGAUUUCAAAUAUGAUUUGAGGGGUGGGGCAGCAAGGGAGAGGGAUAAUCUUAUGAAUCUGUUAAACUCUGUGAAUUUGGCAUUUUCUUCUCAUAGUCCGUGCAGGAUCACUUGGAAACAAGAGGCAAGCUCGAAUUUCUCGGUGAGAUCAUUAUAUAGGGAGCUGGCAGGCAUUCGUUCAAGAGAUAUAGAAGAUUUCCCUGUGGAAAAAGUUUGGGUCUCGUGGAUUCCGAGUAAAAUCUGCUACUUCAUAUGGCUGGUUUACCACAAUAGAGUGCUAACUCUAGACAAUUUGAAGAAGAGAGGUUGGUGUUUAGCGAAUAAAUGUGUUCUCUGUAUGAAGGACGAGGAGUCUGUCCAUCACAUGCUUGUGGAAUGCGAAUACGUUAGGAACAUAUGGAGUAUGAUAUUCUGCAGGAGGAGUGGGACACCGAGAUGGAAUGGUGAGAUCGUUCAAAUUAUAGCAAACUGGCCAUCUGCAGAUGGAGAUGAAAUUGAGAAGUGGUUCGAUGGAUGCAUUUUACAUUCCAUUUGGUGGGCUGUGUGGCUCGAGAGGAACCAGAGGACGUUCGAGGAUAAAGCAACAUCCAUGAUGGUGGUGGGAAAAAAGGCGGCGAGGAAGGCCCUAGAAUGGAUGGUGGUAAACGGGAAGGUGCAGAAAGCAGAGGGAAGGAGAUGGCUGUCAGAGAAGGACUUAGUUUAGUAACGGAUUAGUGAGGAGGAUGUGGGUUCUGGAUUCUCGUGUAUGUAUACGGCUGUUUCAGGGGAUCGCGCGGCUCAUCGGGGAUGAAGGAAGUUGCUAGAUCCCUUCUUAUUGGGUUUUUCCCGGCGGAGAGUUGGUGCGAUGCUGUUUCCGGUGGCUGCGCGAGGGAUUUGCUUGUUCUUUAACUGUUUCCUGUGGCUGCGCGGAAUCUUUGUUGUCGUUACUGCUUGAUGCGGUGGGGGAAAGUAUUUGGUUUUCGCGGGCUGAGGUGUUUAGGGGGUGAGCUUAAGGAUGGACGGGAGGUGAUUUGAGUGUCCGUUGUGGGGGCUGUCUUUUGCUGGGGAUUUCUUGUUGCGUUUCGUUUCGUUUUUUUUUUUUCUUCUUUUUAUCUCUGUUGACUUGUUUACUUUCUCUCUGAACUGCUUAGGAUCAUCUCUCUUGAUCCUGUUUCCUUGUGUACAGCUGUUCUCUUUUCUAAUAAAGCUUCACCAUUAUC